Molecule: messenger RNA, 207 nt
Organism: Rodentolepis nana
Lineage: Eukaryota; Metazoa; Platyhelminthes; Cestoda; Cyclophyllidea; Hymenolepididae
Source: the annotation of a GenBank genome assembly
AUGGUUAUACAAAUUUUAACUGGUGUGAUAUUAUUGACUCAGAUUUUCUUUAGUAAUGAAUUUUUCCAAAGAUUUAUUCACGCUUUUAGUCCGGAUUCAUUAUUUGAUAUUGGAGCAUGUAUAAAGGGCAGACUCAAUGGGUACGCCAUUGCCUAUAAAGCUCGAGUGAUACUUUUCAACCACCUCUGCUAUUUCACGUGGAAUUAA